Messenger RNA from Camellia sinensis, 486 nucleotides. The record is from RefSeq and is a predicted model, not a curated record. Lineage: Eukaryota; Viridiplantae; Streptophyta; Magnoliopsida; Ericales; Theaceae.
AUGAAACCUUCCAAGAAAUUCACCCCGCCAAAGUUCACGUCAUACGAUGGAAAGUCAGACCCAUUGACGCACAUUAGCCAUUAUAGACAGAUGAUGUCCCUAUGGAGCCAAGACGAAGCACUGAUGUGCAAAGUCUUCCCGUCCAGCUUGGGAGAAUUCGGACUCCGAUGGUUUGAUCGACUCCCCGCUGGGUCAAUUUAUGGCUGGAAGCAACUCUCCGAAGAGUUCUUAGCUAGGUUCGUCUCCAAUACUAAGAUCCCGAAAGAGCCGGAUACACUGUUCAGUCUCCUAAAGGAAUAUGAAGAAAUGCUGCGUAAUUAUGCCAGGAGGUAUUGGAAAGAGUACAAUGACUUAGAGAAAAAUGUUUACAGUGAGCAGAUGGCUGUUAUGUCUUUCAAACAUGGCCUGUGCCCGGAAAGUAAAUUGAGACAGUUACUUACGAAGCACCUAGCCACAACACUAAAAGAUUUGCGUGCUAGGAUAUAG